Molecule: messenger RNA, 1559 nt
Organism: Fopius arisanus
Lineage: Eukaryota; Metazoa; Arthropoda; Insecta; Hymenoptera; Braconidae
Exons: 6
Coding region: 432-1541 (369 amino acids)
Biological process (GO): tRNA 5'-leader removal
Cellular component (GO): nucleolar ribonuclease P complex; fibrillar center; ribonuclease MRP complex
Molecular function (GO): ribonuclease P RNA binding; ribonuclease P activity
Source: RefSeq, a predicted model, not a curated record
GGAGUAACUAGCAGUCCAAAUUUCGGAGUAAAUUAUAUUUUCCAGAUAAUCCAUCCGGGCCUUAAAUUUACGUUGUAUUUUAUAUCUCCGCCCAAAACGCAGUCGGAGGCUUUGAAAUCAGCUCGUCAAAAAUUCCAGUCAGCUCAGAGUUAUUAAAAGGGAAGCUGGAGGGAUAUUACUGAAAAGUCGCUAAGUCGGCUAACGACAGAUACCCCAGCGUUGCGUGUAGCGCCCUCCCUCUUAUGGGGUCGGCUACUACGAUGCCGCUGGGGUCACUCAAACCCCCAGAACUGAGCUUCUACUUUGGUCAAUCCUCUUUCAGCGUACACGUGAAUUUCAGAAUAUAACCUCUUUACAAUUCGAGUGAUUUGAUAACUGAUUUUUUUUCAAAAUUUUUCAAUAUAAAUUAUUUUAUUCGCGGUGAAACGGAAAUGGUAACUCCAAAAAAUACUAAAAAUCUGAAAAGACCUGUCUCUACAAUUAAAACAGGUCCAGUCAAGGGCUUGAGGAAUAUUCUGGCUAAUCCCCACGAAUUCCUAUGGCCGGUUAUGAGAGAUGAUGAAGGAAAAUUGAAAAAUAUAUUGACUGAAUCAUUACCGAAUAAAACAGCUCAGCUACGAGAAAUAUCGUGGGCUCAAUUGAGGAAAAUGUCGAAAGACGAACGUGCCAAUUUGAAAAAAGAGAAUAAAUUGAAAAAAAAGGACGCGGGCGAUAAAAUGACCGAAAAUAUGUGCUUGGGUGUUAACGCAGUUACUCGAUCGCUUGAGAAAGAUUCAUUGAUAUCUGUUUUAAUAGAUUCCAACGUAGAACCUCUCAUUAUGAUUAAACACGUGGUUGCAAUGUGUCAAAGGAAGAAUAUACCAGUUAUUCUUAUUCCAUUUUUGAAGACUACUACUUUUCAGAAACUUGGAUUCGCCGCCGCAGCUUUAGGAUUGAGGAAAUUAUCUGGUAGUCCUGAAACAUGGUUGUUUUAUAAAUUACAUCAGUAUAUAUUGAAUUUGGCUCAGCGAUUACCGAAACCUAAAAAUCCACUGCAAUUAUUCUAUACUGGGGAUGAUGAAGAACAGGAGGAGGAGGAAAUUCAGUUGACAGCUGCAAAUCAACGACCACUGAUGAGUUUUAAAUUAUCGACAAUUGCUUACCUGCAGAGAAAAUCAAUAAAGGAACGCGUUUUCACCCCCCCAGAGCCCCAGAAGCCUUUGGAAAUUGAGGAAAAAUUUUCGGGUGAAUUCAUAUCACUGGCUAAUGAUGUAAAGAUGGAGUACCAGCAUGAAAAAGUUAUAGAGAUACGUAAAAGGAGACGAUACAUAAAUAAUCACCAACAAGUAGUGAAAAUAUCAAAAAAAAAUCUCAAGCAAAUUGUGGAGAGAGUGGAAAAGCAUAACAAGAAAGGAAAAAUUGGUAAAACAAAUGAGGGACAUGCUGAAAUUCACAACGUUUAUCAUCCCCUAAAGGUCAAACGAGUCCACGGGAACCCAAAACGUCUGAAGGCUUCGAAAACUCCGAAAAUUAAAAAGAAAUCGAUUGCUGGGAAAGCGUGAAACUUGUAAUUUAUUGAA